CACACACGCACACACACACACACACACAUACACACAUACACACACACACACACACACACAUCUCCACGCUCACAGAACUGCACGCAACCUCUCCUCUCCACCAUGUCCAACGAAGCUGCUGCUUCCUUUGAGGAGCUGAUGGUGGCCAUCCAGGGCGUGUUGCGCCUCGCAGGGAACUCGUCCGAGCUGCAGGAGGCCGUCAUGGACGUGGCCCGUCUGGCCAACACCUGCGUGCAGGAGAAGAACAAGCAGAUCGACGAGCUCCGUGCCAUGCUUGUCACCCUCCGCGCUCGCGCUCUCUAUGACUACACCGGCCGCGACGAGGAAGAGCUCUCGUUCAAGGCCGGUGAUGUCAUCGAGGUCCUCGACGCCCAGUCUGACAAUCAAUGGUACUACGGUCGCCUGGAUGGCAAGCACGGUGUCGUGCCCAUAACCUACGUCACCCUCUUCCAAGUCCCCGUCGAGAUGUCCGCCCCCGCCGCUCAGCCCGCAGACUCGCUCGCCGUCUCGGAUGCGGACUCGUCGACUCCGGCUGCCCGCAAGUCGUGGUUCGAAUCUGUCCGCGGCGUCGUCUCUGACAUUGGCUCGGUCUUUGCCAUGUCUGGCGAGGCCGACGACGAGCCGGCCCCGCUCGACAUCUCGGGCCCGACCGACUUUAAGCGCGUCUCCCACAUCGGCAUCGACGCUGACGGCACUUACUCGCUGGAGAAUAUCCCCGACGAGUGGCGCGACAAGUUCCGCCACCUCGGCAUCGGCGACGAGUACCUCGAGCACCCGGAGCACGCCCAGUUUGUCAUGGACUAUGUCAUGAACCAAGAGGUCAAGCUCGCCGAAGAGGCCGCAGCUUCGGACAAUGCGGCGCCAUCGUCAGAGUCCGUGCCCACUCCCACAGACGCCAACGACGAUGCCGCCGUGUCGCCUGCCCCGGCUCCUGCAAAUGCUGCCACCCCGCCGGCUGCCAACCCGCCGCCGCCGCCGCCGCCGCCACCCCCGCCGUCCAACUUCAACAAGUCUCCCGCCGGCGCCAUCGUCCGCGCGCCGCCGGCCGCCAGCCCCACCGUCACCGCAGGCCGUUCGGGCAUGCUCGGCGACAUCCGCUCGUUCUCCAAGACGAAGCUCAAGGCCGCCAAGCCUGUCGACAUCACCACCAUUCCCAAGGAGGAGACCGCCGACAUGCACUCGGCCUUCCUCAAGGCCUUCCACGACAAAUUCGCCCUCGUCUCGUCGGCCGACAUCGAUGAGCACGGCGGCUGGUCCGACGAUGAUGAUGACAACGGCGAGAGUGCCCAACCGUCUUCUUCGUCUGCAGCGCCCGCCAUGCCGUCCAAGCCCAAGCUCAUGCCCAAGCCCAAGCCCAUGCCCAAACAGCCGUAGAUGCCUCCGACCGCCAACCGCAUGAAACCCCUUUCGCCCGCCGAACCCAAA
Thecamonas trahens ATCC 50062 is the source of this 1425-nucleotide messenger RNA. RefSeq lists its product as uncharacterized. The record is from RefSeq and is a predicted model, not a curated record. Gene Ontology annotation, molecular function: protein binding. Gene Ontology annotation, biological process: actin filament organization; protein transport to vacuole involved in ubiquitin-dependent protein catabolic process via the multivesicular body sorting pathway. NCBI's taxonomy places the organism in Eukaryota, Apusomonadida, Apusomonadidae. Gene Ontology annotation, cellular component: ESCRT-0 complex. Bases 103 to 1374 code for a protein of 423 amino acids. The transcript has 2 exons.